Fusarium coffeatum is the source of this 1023-nucleotide messenger RNA. RefSeq lists its product as uncharacterized. Gene Ontology annotation, molecular function: oxidoreductase activity; zinc ion binding. The transcript has 2 exons. The record is from RefSeq and is a predicted model, not a curated record. Bases 1 to 1023 code for a protein of 340 amino acids. Lineage: Eukaryota; Fungi; Ascomycota; Sordariomycetes; Hypocreales; Nectriaceae.
AUGGCUUCUCUACCCAAGACGUACAAAGCCGCUAUCUUCGCUUCCGCGAACAAAGACCUUGUUCUGCAAGACGUCGAGCUCAAACAGCCCGACGCAGGCCAUGUCCUCAUCAAAGUCAUCGCCUGUGGCGUUUGUCACUCUGAUCUCUUCGUCAAGCAGGGUGUCCUAGGUGAUGUAUUCCCCCGCACUACAGGCCAUGAAGCCGUCGGAGAUAUCGUAGCCGUCGGUGAAGGCGUUACAAGAUGGAUUGUCGGGGAUCGUGUUGGAGCCGCCUGGCACGGAGGUCACGAUGGGACCUGUACCUCAUGCCAACGCGGCAAUUUCCAAACCUGCGACAAUCAAGUCGUCAACGGCGUGACUGUAGACGGCGGCUACGGAGAAUACAUGGCCGUCCGCGCCGAAGCAGCAGUCCGUAUCCCCACUGACGCAAACCCAGCUGAAGUCGCGCCUCUUCUAUGCGCAGGCGUAACUGUCUUCAACGCCAUGCGAAACAUGCACAUCAUGCAAGGCGGCCUCGUCGCAGUCCAAGGUCUCGGCGGUCUAGGCCACUUAGCACUACAAUAUGCUUCCAAAAUGGGCUACACCGUCGUAGCUUUGAGUUCUGGCCCUGAUAAGAAGGACUUUGCGAUGCAAUUGGGGGCGCAUCAUUAUAUCGACACUAAAGCUGAAGAUACGACAGAAGCCCUGCAGAAGAUGGGUGGUGCGAAUAUGAUUGUCUCCACCGCACCGAAUGCUAAAGCUGUAAGUCCCUUGGUCGCAGGCCUCGCGCCUAUGGGCAAGUUGGUUGUUCUUGCGCCCCUUGGACCUGUGGAUUUUGACACAGGUCUUAUGGUUAUCAAGGGUCUAAGUGUGCAUGGAUGGCCGUGCGGGCAUGCGAAGGACUCGGAGGAGGCGAUUGCUUUUGCGCAUACUCAUGGGGUUAAGUGUAUGAUUGAGACGUUUCCGUUUGAGACGGAUUAUCAGAAGGCUUUUGAGAAGAUGGAGAGUGGGGAGGUGCGCUUUAGGUCUGUUUUGACUAUGUAG